Molecule: messenger RNA, 1169 nt
Organism: Elaeis guineensis (African oil palm)
Lineage: Eukaryota; Viridiplantae; Streptophyta; Magnoliopsida; Arecales; Arecaceae
Product: 20 kDa chaperonin, chloroplastic
Biological process (GO): positive regulation of superoxide dismutase activity
Cellular component (GO): mitochondrion; chloroplast
Molecular function (GO): ATP binding; protein folding chaperone; protein-folding chaperone binding
Source: RefSeq, a predicted model, not a curated record
UAGUGUAAGAUUCGAAAGAGUCAAUCUUCGCUUCUUCCAAAAUUUAGCACUAGAACUUGUCUGUUAAAAGGUACAUCGAGAAUACCAGAACUAAACUCUCCGAUAAAGAGACGAACUUUGCCGAAGCUCCUUAGCUCUGUAGGGUUCGUACUUCAUCGUCUUCCUGGAUAAAGGUUACCGUCUGAGUUCUCCAAUCAUUUGUGUGUAAAUCCAUGGCGUCAAUGCAGUUUUCUGGGUCCGGAGUGGCGGCUGUGAAGAGGGGCGUGCCUUCCUUCGAUGGGCUCCGCCUUGCCCCCUCUACGUUUAGGGUCUCUUACUCAGUGGGUGCUUGUGGGCUGGGGCUCGACCGGCGUUGCUUCCGGGGCCUUGUCGUCAAGGCCGCCACUGUUGUUGCUCCGAAGUACACUUCCAUUACACCUUUGGGUGAUAGAGUGCUAGUAAAGAUUAAGACUUCCGAGGAAAAAACCACUGGAGGGAUAUUGCUUCCAUCAACUGCUCAGUCAAAACCACAAGCAGGUGAAGUUGUUGCCAUAGGAGAGGGAAGAACCAUUGGCAAGAAGAAAAUAGAAAUUGGUGUUCAGACUGGAACCCAAGUAGUAUAUUCCAAAUAUGCUGGCACAGAGUUGGAAUUCAAUGGAUCCAACCAUCUUAUUCUGAAGGAAGAUGACAUGGUGGGUGUUCUUGAUACUGAUGAUGUCAAGGAUCUUAAGCCCCUUAAUGAUCGUGUUCUGAUUAAGGUUGCAGAAGCUGAGGAGAAAACCGCAGGUGGCUUGCUUUUGACACAGGCAACAAAGGAAAGGCCUUCCAUUGGGACGGUGACUGCGGUUGGCCCUGGUCCCUUGGAUGAAGAGGGCAAUAGAAAGCCAUUGCCCUUAACUCCAGGGAGUACUGUGCUGUACUCCAAGUAUGCUGGUAAUGAAUUUAAGAGUGCUGAUGGCUCUGAUUACAUUGCUCUGAAGGUGUCUGAUGUGAUUGCUGUUCUCUCAUAAGCUUAUCUUUAUGCUAGACAUAGAGGCGCAAGGUUUUGGGCAGAGUCAAAAGGUGAUGACAGGUGUUGCAUUAAUUAUGUAAUUUGCUGAACGUUAUCACUCAUGUUAGUCUGAUAUUUAAGCUGUUCUUUGCUAUUGAAAGAAACAUUUUGGGCAAAUGAUUACCAGUUGCAGACUCCA